Anas platyrhynchos (mallard) is the source of this 1388-nucleotide messenger RNA. NCBI's taxonomy places the organism in Eukaryota, Metazoa, Chordata, Aves, Anseriformes, Anatidae. The record is from RefSeq and is a predicted model, not a curated record.
AUGGUUCGAUUAGAAGGAUUUUGUGAUUCUACGAGACAAGCUGUGGAGCUUAAUGGCCAGUGGGUGGCUCUCAAUAAAGCCCGUGACCCCACACCGCCUCAGCCAUCCUUUCCUAUAGCAAGGGCUGCAGGCCCCGAGGCCCGCCGCCAUCUUCGCUCUCUGAUUGGCCGCGCGGCCCGCCGCUCAGCGGGAGGGCGGGGCGGGGCGGAAGGCGGAAGCGGAGCAUGGCGGCGGCGGCAGGAGCGGGUGCGGGUGCGCGGCUGUGGGCAGGCCGCGGUGCUGCUGUUGGCGGGGGCCGGGCCCGCGCCCGCCGAGCUGACGGACGGCAACAGCGAGCACCUGAAGCGCGAGCACUCGCUGAUGAAGCCGUACCAGGGCGCGGGCUCGGCCGCCAUGCCGCUGUGGGACUUCCAGGGCAGCACCAUGGUCACCAGCCAGUACGUGCGCCUCACGCCCGACGAGCGCAGCCGGGAGGGCUCCAUCUGGAACCGAGUGCCCUGCUUCCUCAAGGACUGGGAGCUCCACGUCCACUUCAAGAUCCACGGGGCCGGCAAGAAGAACCUGCACGGGGACGGGCUCGCCCUGUGGUACACGCAGGAGCGCCUGGUGCCAGGUCCUGUCUUUGGCAGCAAGGAUAACUUCCACGGGCUGGCUAUUUUCCUUGAUACCUAUCCCAACGAUGAAGCAACAGAGCGCGUCUUCCCCUACAUCUCCGCCAUGGUGAACAACGGCUCCCUGACGUACGACCACAGCAAGGACGGGCGCUGGACGGAGCUGGCGGGCUGCACCGCCGACCUCCGCAACCAGAACCACGACACCUUCCUGGCCAUCCGCUACUCCCGGGGCCGCCUGACGGUGAUGACAGACGUGGAGGAUAAGAACGAGUGGAAGAACUGCAUUGACAUCGCGGGGGUCCAGCUGCCCACCGGCUACUUCUUCGGUGCUUCUGCGGGCACUGGAGACCUGUCUGACAAUCACGACAUCAUCUCCAUGAAGCUGUUCCAGCUCAUGGUGGAGCACCCUCUAGAAGACGAGACCGUUGACUGGACGAAAAUUGAGCCGAGCGUCAGCCUCCUGAAAUCACCCAAAGACAACGUGGAUGACCCGACGGGGAAUUUCCGAAGCGGGCCCUUGACCGGGUGGAAGGUGUUCCUGCUCCUGCUCUGCGCCCUGCUGGGCAUCAUCGUCUGCGCUGUGGUGGGAGCUGUGGUCUUCCAGAAGCGCCAGGAGCGGAACAAGCGUUUCUACUAGAGGAAGAAUGGGGCUGUGGUUGUGCCCAAACCCUUCUUUUCUAUGGGGAGCUGUAAAAAAACAAACAAACAACACAAACAAACAAACUGUGGUUUCUAAAAGCUGUUUCUGAGAAAUACAAGAAGUAUUUUCUUACC